Protopolystoma xenopodis is the source of this 348-nucleotide messenger RNA. The record is from the annotation of a GenBank genome assembly. NCBI's taxonomy places the organism in Eukaryota, Metazoa, Platyhelminthes, Monogenea, Polystomatidea, Polystomatidae.
AUGGUUGGGUGCUACAUUAGGGCACCUUCUGGUGACAUUUCCCCCGUACAGGACAGGCCACGUGCCGGCACCUGCACAAACAAGUGGAAGCCUGGUCAUAUUGUCAAGCGCCAGGUCAUAAAAGACAGUUGGUUCGACCUUGAUUUGCAACUUGAUCGGAGCGUCAAGGAAACCUUGUUGAACGUAACUAGUCCCGUGUCCUCUGCCAUAGUAUUCGCGAUUUCCAGCAUUGGACCAUUGACUUGGUACAUUCCCAAACGUUUUGCCGGCACCAUCAGUGAGAGGCGCCAUCCUAAGCACAGAGUUACAACUAAUCAACAUGAAAGUGAAGACAAUCCUUCAGACUGA